AUGUGGCUGGCGGAUCCGGUGCGUUACCAGUACACCGCCGACCAACCCAACACCUACGUUACCUGCAACGCCGGGGGUUACCUCUACAAGCUUGGCGCCAUCUCCGCCCCGAACGACCCCCUGAGCGACAGGUGCAUGCAGUGCCCCCGCGGCAGCUACGCGACCAGCGCUGCGUCGCUGUGCACGCCCUGCGAGAUGAACUUUUACCAGGACAAGCCCGGCCAGCGCACCUGCAAGCCCUGCCAGUACGGCUACGCCCCCUACAAGGGCGCGGCGCGCUGCAUGAGCUGCUACUAUGGGCGUCCCUACUGCUCCGAGGGGUUCAGCCCCAACGACAACGUGUUCACCUGCAACAGCGUGCGGCUGCCGGAGGGGUACAGCCCCGAGGCCGGCUUCAGCGCGGUGCGGCCCAAGAAGGACCCAACAGGCGCGGAGGCGGCCCCCCAGUACGCCCCCAUGUUCAAGAACUGCGACGUCCGCGGGGACGGCGCGACGCUGAUCGGGCUCAACGUGUCGGCGGAGUGCCGGGUCGACAUGUAUGUGCUGGGCGACCUCGGGAGGGGCGGCGCCGGCUGCUCCCAAAACUCGGAGAGCAACGCCAUCACCGCCUUCUACACGGCGCCGAACAUGCUCGCGGGCAUCAGCAGCAAGGGCAGCAAUGGGUGGAAGGUCGGGAUCACCGGCGUGCUGGACAAUGAGGGGAUGGUGACGCGCGUGUUUGCCGCCUCGGACACUGGAAGCCGCAUCCCUGACGAGCUGUCGGCGCCGACUGAUGUCAAACUUGUGCUGCCCGAGAGCGGAUGGGGCUACCUGGGCGGCGGUGACAACGGCCAGGGCCAGAAUGCGAACGUCAAGGGCGUCAACUUUGACCCCUGCCCUGCAGGCGAGCCCUGA
This is a messenger RNA of Monoraphidium neglectum, 894 nucleotides long. RefSeq lists its product as hypothetical. The transcript is spliced from 4 exons. The record is from RefSeq and is a predicted model, not a curated record. NCBI's taxonomy places the organism in Eukaryota, Viridiplantae, Chlorophyta, Chlorophyceae, Sphaeropleales, Selenastraceae. The coding region runs from base 1 to 894 and encodes 297 amino acids.